Messenger RNA from Ziziphus jujuba (common jujube), 1180 nucleotides. RefSeq names its product U11/U12 small nuclear ribonucleoprotein 35 kDa protein. Gene Ontology annotation, biological process: mRNA splicing, via spliceosome. The record is from RefSeq and is a predicted model, not a curated record. Gene Ontology annotation, molecular function: snRNA binding; mRNA binding. Bases 74 to 1036 code for a protein of 320 amino acids. The transcript has 8 exons. Gene Ontology annotation, cellular component: precatalytic spliceosome; U12-type spliceosomal complex. Lineage: Eukaryota; Viridiplantae; Streptophyta; Magnoliopsida; Rosales; Rhamnaceae.
GCAUGAAAGACGGAGACACGUCCAGUUUGGGCGGAGCGGAAAGUGUGAAAGUAAAGGAGAAGGUGAGCAGGGAAUGAGUGGGAGCAACAUAAACUCGGUAUUCUACGCAUCGUCGUACCAUCCAAUCCAAGCCGGAAGCAUAGACGGCACCGAUAUUCUGCCACACGACAAUGCCGUUUAUCGUGCCCAUCUCUGCUCCUCCGCUGGCCUCUAUGAUCCUUUCGGCGAUCCCAAGGUCAUCGGAGACCCUUAUUGCACCGUUUUCGUGGGUCGGCUUUCCCACCUCACAACUGAAUACACUCUUCACAAGGCUAUGAGCAAGUAUGGUCGGGUGAAGAACUUGCGCUUGGUUAGGCACAUUGUAACUGGUGCCUCUCGUGGCUAUGCUUUUGUUGAAUAUGAAACAGAGAGGGAGAUGUUGCGUGCAUACAAGGAUGCUCACCAUUCUAUUAUAGAUGAUUGUGAAAUUAUAGUUGAUUAUAAUAGACAACAGUUAAUGCCAGGCUGGAUUCCGAGAAGGUUAGGAGGAGGCCUUGGUGGCAAGAAAGAAUCGGGACAACUUCGUUUCGGAGGGCGAGAAAGACCAUUUAGAGCUCCCCUACGACCAAUCCCAUACGAUGAUUUGAAGAGGCUUGGCAUUCCACCUCCACCAGAAGGAAGAUACAUGUCUAGAUAUCAGGUGCCCUCUCCACCCAGAAGAGAGAGGAGCUCGGUAGACAGAGAAGAAGGCUCUCGCCGAAGAAGAUCCAUGGAGAGGGAAAGACAUGCUCGUAAAAGCAGUUCUGUGGACAGGGAAGAAAGGAGUAGGAAGAGGAGGAGCUCUAGCUCCAUGGACCAGGAAGAACACUCUCAUAGAACCUCCAUCGAGAAGAAGGAAGAGCAACACUACACCGAAAGGACUUCUAGGGACCGGGAUGAUCGUUCUUACAGUAGGAAACCUGUGGAGAGGGAAGAACACUACGACAAGAGGGAGCACUCUCACAAGAAAAGCCACAAGGACAGGGACCGAGACCAUUCUCACAAGCGGCGAAAAUGAGAUCCAAGAGGGGAGUGUUUUUGUAAUUAUCUUUUAAAAAUAUGAAGGCAUUAACAAAAUUUGUAAAACAAAUGAUGUGGUACUGUGGUUUUCUCUGUUGAAAAUCUUUAUCAAAUCCAAUGUUUGAUCAUAGAAUUACAAGAA